AUGGAGGAAGAAGGGAAGGUCAAUGAUGAUGAGGACAAGGGAAACGAGCGUGUAAGCUUGAAUGAGCAAAUGGGGUUAAGGGGUGACGAAAAGCUGAGAAUGGUUAAAGAUCUUAAGAAUAAUUAUAGAUUGAAUAUGUUAGGAUUGGUAGAGACUAAGAGACAGCUAGUGACUAGAUUUGAUGUUUUAAAAAUUUGGGAUAACGGUUGUGCGGGGCGGGAGUAUGUAGGAUCCGACGUUGCUUCUGGUGGGUUGUUGUUAAUGUGGGAUGAGGGUUUUUUUAAAAUGAGAAAUUGCUAUAAAGGUGAUAGACGAUUGAAUGUUGAAGGUGAUCUGUCAGAAAAUUCUAUUAACUGUACUUUCUUCUUGGUUUAUGGUGCACAUGCUAGAGAUGAGAAACUUGUUUUGUGGGAGAAGCUAGGGGUGUUCGCGGCUCCAUAUCUGACUCGGUCGGUGGCGGCUGCUAUGUGCGAAGAUAAUGGCUGUGGGUACGUCGAGAGAGACGGCGUGGAGGAGACGAUGUUGUGGGUGCUGUCAAUGACGAAGAAAACGAUACUGUGGCCUGUGGGUGCCGUUUCGACUCUACAAGCGUGUUCGCAAGAGUUUAAGGAUUGGAUAAAUGACAUAGGAUUGGUGGACUUGCCGAUUACUGACCGAAAGUUUACAUGGUUUCGAGGACGUUCUUGUAGCCGCAUCGAUAGAGUCCUGGUUAGCCUAAAAUGGCUUGAGUCAUUUGCAGAAACCCGCUUAAGAGGUGGACCAAGGGGUUUGUCAGAUCAUUGCCCUAUUAUAGUGGAAGAUAAGAGGAUAAGGGAUGGACCGAGACCUUUUCGUUGCCUUGAUUUGUGGUUUACACAUGAAGGGUUUCUAAGGAUGGUUAAGGAGGAAUGGAGAGGGUUGGGAGCUAUACAAUUCACUGAUAAAUUGAAGGCUUUGACAGGUCCCUUGGGAAGAUGGCACAGAGACAACUUUGGUGACAUGGACAAAAAAAUCACAAAGUUUGAAGAAGAGAUUAAGAAAAUUGAUGACAUGGUUGGUAAUGGGACAUAUGACUGA
Messenger RNA from Arachis duranensis, 1056 nucleotides. RefSeq lists its product as uncharacterized. Bases 1 to 1056 code for a protein of 351 amino acids. Lineage: Eukaryota; Viridiplantae; Streptophyta; Magnoliopsida; Fabales; Fabaceae. The record is from RefSeq and is a predicted model, not a curated record. The transcript has 4 exons.